Molecule: messenger RNA, 3225 nt
Organism: Pseudomyrmex gracilis
Lineage: Eukaryota; Metazoa; Arthropoda; Insecta; Hymenoptera; Formicidae
Product: aminopeptidase N-like
Exons: 11
Coding region: 273-2786 (837 amino acids)
Biological process (GO): peptide catabolic process; proteolysis
Cellular component (GO): cytoplasm
Molecular function (GO): zinc ion binding; peptide binding; metalloaminopeptidase activity
Source: RefSeq, a predicted model, not a curated record
AGUUGUAGCAAAAUUAUCAAACGACACCAGAACGCCAAGACUUGAAUUCCGCGGCUGCAUGUGACGUCGUUUCAAUAACGAUUCACUUAUUUGUCGUCAGUAUGAGUCAUAUUACGCAUCGACGUUCUGCAUCAUGAGCUAGACGGCUGUUUUACUGUCAGUACGCGAAAUACCUUGUCUUCCUCCUCACUUGCAUCAGUUUUCCAGUAAGAAACAUCGUUGCUGCAACUGUUCUCCCCAUCGACGAAGGUGUGGAAAAUACAUCACACACGAUGAAUAAAUAUCGUUUACCGGAAAGCGUGGUGCCAACACACUAUGACAUCAAAUUAAUAUUGCACAUCGACGAUGGUAACUCCAGCUUUAACGGUGAAUCCAGUGUCACCAUUCAGGUCCGUCAGCCGACAAAAAAUUUAUAUUUACAUGCGAUGNAUUUGACAAUCGAUGAAGCUGCGACAAAAGUUGUCAAUAGCAAUGGAGAUAGUUACGUGCCCACAACUCAUACUCACGACGAUGUAACAGAAAUUUUAAACAUUGAAUUCGAUAAUGAUCUAUCACCUGAGGAAUAUAUUCUACAUUUAAACUUUGCCGGUAGUUUUGAAAGAAAAAAUGAGCAGUUGGCCGCNACGCAUUUUAAACCUACAUCGGCACGACGCAUGUUUCCAUGCUGGGACGAACCGGCNUUAAAGGCCACCUUCAAUAUUUCUAUCAAACACAAUCGGAAUAACACAGCUCUGUCGAAUAUGCCGAUACGAGAGCAAACGGAUGACGACGACGACACGGUAUGGACACACUUUGAAACGACCCCGAUCAUGUCCACGUAUCUGGUUGGGUUCGUUGUGCUGUCCAAUUUCACUCAUACUUCCAACGAAGACGGAACCAUUAAUACGUGGUGGAAUUCCGAUGAUCCAAGAUUGCAGGCAAAAUAUGAGCAGGAUAUCGCCGUAACGUUCGCACGGCUAUUGACAGAAUACACCAACAUCACCGUUAAGGUCCCGAUAAUCGAUCAAGUCGUGAUGUCGAAUCCUUGCGUAGACGUAACAGAGAACUGGGGUCUUAUUCUCUACAACGGUAUUAUACCUGAAGAGUCAGCGUCGAUAUAUUACACGUAUGAGUCAAUGGAAGUAGCAGCAAGGACAAUANCACAUCAAUGGUUCGGUACUAUAGUCAGUCCGUCAUGGUGGUCUCACGUGUGGUUGACCGAAGGAUUAGCAGCAUAUUUCGCGGAUUAUGUUAUCGAUAAGGGGCUUGAAGAGUGGAAGAGGACAGAUCUUUUUGUGAUUGAUUCUCACUACACUAUUUUUUCGCAGAAUAUCCGGAAUUUGAAACCUCUUACAGAAGAGGUUAAUACUUCUGAAGAAAUUACCAAUCUCCUCAACAAUCUCGAUCGUUACAAGGCACGUUCUGUACUGCGUAUGUUGCAACACAUUCUUACCGAUGACGUAUUCCGAAUGGGUAUUAUUAAAUUUUUAAAUGCACAUCAAUUCGGCUCAGCUACAUCCGACGACUUCUGGAACGCUACGCAAGAGGCCUUAGAUGAUUCGGAUGUUCCACACGACGAUUACAAUGUGAAAGAAGUGAUGGAUGCGUACAUAAGACAAGAUCGUUAUCCUGUGGUACAUGUGACUCGAAAUUAUGAAAACGGCGAUGUCAUUUUGACGCAAAAGCGCUUCCGUUCGCAAAACGAAACUGACUCCGUCGACGACAAGAAAUGGUGGAUACCUAUCACUUUUGCUACGCGAUCGAAUCCCGAUUUUUCCAACACUGUGCCAAAAUAUUGGUUAAAACCACAAGAUGAAAAUCUAGUCAUAAAGGGAAUUGAAUUAGAUGACUGGAUCAUAAUCAACUUGCAAAAAACAGGAUAUUAUCGUGUUAAAUAUGACUUUCCCAGUUGGUACAAGAUUGCAGAAUAUUUAAACUCAGAUGAUUAUGAAAAGAUACACGUGCUUAAUCGUGCUCAGAUUCUUGAUGAUUUCUUUCAUCUGAUGGUUUAUCCAUCGGAUCUUAUUAAUUUUAAAGAGCUUGCAAAUUACUUACAAAGGGAAACAAAUUUUAUAGCGUGGAUGCCGAUAAUUGAAUUUGUGAAAAACGAAGAAGACUUUAACAAUUUCCCAGACACUCAUUCGGUAAAGAUACACCUAGUGAAACUUAUGGAUACACUUGUUAAACACGUAGGAUCCGAAGACGAUCCAGCGGACAAUGUCUUUCAGAGGAUAACAAGACUUUUAACUAUGAUAUCGGCAUCUGAAUUCGGUAACGUUGAAUGCGAAAAAAUAUUUCGUAACAUCUCUAUGAAAAUAGAGGAUGAAGAAGAAGAAUUUGAGUUGGACGAGCUUCCGCGAAACACGUUCAUCUGGGUAUUUGCUGCUAUGUGGGCUCCAUGCGAAAGAAAAAUUUAUAAGACGCAUAAAUGUGAAUGUUGCGACUCAGAGAGCACAGUUUUAAAAAAAACUGAACAAAACAGUUGGCACAAUUCUAAUAGUUCGAUUAAUAUAUUAAGUAGAUCAGUAGUAGAUUAUAUAUUACCAGAUAGCGAGUACAGAACGAUUUACGAUACUAUUGUUCAAAAGCAUGCGGACGAUGAUUCAGUACUGGAUUAUUUAUUGGAAGAUAUAAGUAAAACAACGUUCAGAGGAUAUACAACAGAGCAGAUACUUGAAAAAAUUAUCAACAAUGUACAUUCUACUGAACGACUGGAAAAGAUAAGCAACUUCGUGAAAGAUAACUUUGACAACCAAACAUUAACAUGGGCUACAACUGCGAUAGAGAAGCGUAAAGCUGAACUGUAAAACAAUGAAAGAGAAAGAAUUAUAAAAUUCAAAGAAUCUGCAAGUAGCAACGAGCAUGUGACGUGCAUAUGCUUUUAGUUGUGUGUACUGUUAGUAACCAUAAUUUGUAUAGAUGCUUGUAAAUUUAAUUAAGAGAAAAAUAUUCGCAUAUUUACGACAAUAAGCUAUGUGAUAUUUUAAUGCAGUUUUUUACGCAAUUUUAUGUUUCUAAGAUUACAAGUGUACUUUGCGCAAUGCUUCAGUGCCUUUNAAAGAUAUAAUGAAAGUAUAUAAAUUUGCAUAUAAUAAAUUAUACAUGUAUAUGUGUUUAUAAUGCUUCUCUGCGUAUGAAGUUUACUGAUACAGACCGUAGUUGAAGAAGCACUCUUGCUGUUAUUCAAACUUAUAUUGUGCAUACGUAAUUGUUUCAAAUAAAUAUAACAUCAAUAAUAAUGUAACA